CUUCAUAAACAGCUCGUCAACCACCUCGGUAGCUUGCUAGCCAACAUAGCCGAAAGAUUCAAGCUAUUUAGACGCUUUCGGUGUAUAUUAGCUACUAUGUUUAAGACACGCUUCUGUCGUAUCUACUUGUUAACCUAUUUCAUUUAAUAUUACGUUAUUUUGUAUUAGUCAGCUAUAGUAGCUGGCUGGUUAAGUUAGCACUAGCCUAGUCGCUAAUGAUAGCUAGCUAGCUAACAUCCCCGAACAUGAGCUCCCUAAACUACUCCCCUCAUGUAAAAGAAGAGGAGGUCUACUGGACGGAGAAAGAAGCUCUGGGGCUGAACAUUGUCGUGAAAGAGGAGAAGGAAGAGGAGGAUGUUACAGUAAAACAAGAAGUAGAUGGUGAGGAUGUUACAGUGAAAGAAGAAGAGAAAGACGUUUCAGUGAAAGAAGAGGAAGACGCGUUCAGAGUGAAAGAGGAGGAGGAUGUUACUGUGAAAGAGGAGGAUGUAGUUUUUGGAGUGAAGAAGGAAGGAGAGAUUACUGUCACAUUGAAAGAUGAAGAGGAGGAGAUAGGAGAUCUGAGUAACACCAGAGAGAAACCAGACUCUCACUCUGACAGCAGGAAGAGUCCUUCAGGGGAACCAGACACAGAGACGCCCAAACCAGUGAGACAUCACCACUGCUCCCACUGUGAAAAGAGUUUUCGCUGGUUAGGGAACCUAAAACUGCAUGAGAGGACACACACUGGAGAAAAGCCUUUCCAAUGCGCCCAGUGUGGAAAGAGUUUUGCUGUGUUAGCUAACCUGAAGAGGCACAAGAGAAUACACACAGGAGAAAAGCCUUUCCAAUGUUCCCAGUGUGAAAAGAGUUUUACUAAGAUAGGGCAAUUAAAAGAGCAUGAGAGAAUACACAAAGGAGAAAAGCCUUACCAAUGUUCCCAGUGUGGAAAGAGUUUUGCCGUGUUAGCUAACCUGAAAAGGCAUGAGAGAAUACACACAGGAGAAAAGCCUUAUCACUGUUUCCACUGUGGAAUGGGUUUUAUUCAGUUAUGGGACCUACAAGCUCAUGAGAGGAUACACACAGGAGAAAAGCCUUUCCAAUGUUCCCAGUGUGGAAAGAGUUUUACUCAGAUAGGGCACCUGAAAGCUCAUAAGAGGAUACACACAGGAGAAAAGCCUUUCCAAUGUUCCCAGUGUGGAAAGAGUUUUACUCAGACAGGGCACCUGAAAGCUCAUAAGAGGAUACACACAGGAGAAAAGCCUGCUCCCAGUGUAAAAAUAGAUUUUCACGAAUGGCGGACCUAAAAGCUCAUGAGAGGAUAGAGAGGAGAAAAUCCUUUCCAAUGCUCCCAGUCUGGAAAGGGGUUUACCUGGUUAGGGAGCCUGAAGGAGCAUAAGAGGACACACACGAUAAAAGUCCUACCACUGCUCUCUCUCCGUGUGGAAGGACAUUCAGAGAACCUGAAAUCAAAUGAGAGAAUAGAAAGGCUGUAUUCUGACUCAUAUUUUUGACUGAGAAUUUGUGUUUUUGUUUAUGCCACAUGAAAUCAUAUUGUGUAUGAUUACACCUGUCUACAUAAGGUCCCACAGUUGACAAUGCAUGUCAGAGCAAACACCAAGCAAUGAGGUCGAAGAAAUUG
Salmo salar (Atlantic salmon) is the source of this 1621-nucleotide messenger RNA. RefSeq lists its product as uncharacterized. Lineage: Eukaryota; Metazoa; Chordata; Actinopteri; Salmoniformes; Salmonidae. Gene Ontology annotation, biological process: regulation of gene expression. Gene Ontology annotation, cellular component: nucleus. The record is from RefSeq and is a predicted model, not a curated record.